This is a messenger RNA of Morus notabilis, 637 nucleotides long. Its product is annotated as phylloplanin. NCBI's taxonomy places the organism in Eukaryota, Viridiplantae, Streptophyta, Magnoliopsida, Rosales, Moraceae. The transcript has 2 exons. The coding region runs from base 109 to 585 and encodes 158 amino acids. The record is from RefSeq and is a predicted model, not a curated record.
UUCAGUUUAUAAGCAAAAGGAAACUAGUUUACUUUUUGUUAAUUUGUUUGAAUUUGCUUGCUAGAUAUUAGCCAUAUUGCUAUUGAUAGUCUUUAGGAAAGAACAAUAAUGGCAAUGGAAAAGUCACUUGUGUUUGUGAUGUGCAUGUUGGUUGCUGCAAUAGUGGCAGCUCCAAUGGCCGAAGCCCAACUUGGGAAUAUCAUAGGCAAUCUCCUUAGUUUGGUGAACAUACAGGGCAUUGUAUACUGUACUGCCAAUGGCAGAAUUGGGGUCAAUGGCACUUCUACCCCAGUUUUCCCUAAUGCUCUUGUGCAGCUGCAGUGUGGAAAUGGCAACGUGGUGUCUAGCACAACAACCAACGGCUCCGGAUUAUUCUCCAUAUUGAUGGAUCCUCUAAAAUUGAUCCUCUCCACAUUGUUGCAAGAUUGCAAGCUUGUGGUUGCCACACCACUCUCUAAUUGCAACGCCGGUUUGCCUUCCGACGGUUCCCUCAUCUCCCCAUUGAAGCUUCUCGGAAACAUCGUCAGCGGCUUGCUUAACAUCACCAACAUCGGUCCAUCUGGCUUCAACUUCUUCAGCUCCUAAUGAUCUCAACGUUUAUAUCUCUCAGGACCGACAAUACAACAUGAUGAUAUAA